Sapajus apella (tufted capuchin) is the source of this 3120-nucleotide messenger RNA. It is a transcript of the gene CUNH21orf58, whose product is annotated as chromosome unknown C21orf58 homolog. The record is from RefSeq and is a predicted model, not a curated record. Bases 1437 to 2378 code for a protein of 313 amino acids. The transcript is spliced from 7 exons. NCBI's taxonomy places the organism in Eukaryota, Metazoa, Chordata, Mammalia, Primates, Cebidae.
UGGGCACCAAGAGUGAAACUCCAUCUCAAAAAAAAAGUAAGAUGGAGUCUUUUUCUCAGAUGGGAUCACUUAUAUCAAGGGUGCGCUAUACAGUUACUUAACUAAAUUAACCUGGUUUUUGUUCUGUAUACACUCAGAGCUGUUUAAAUGUCUCCCCAGACUGUCACCAUUAAUGACCAUGGACAAGAGCUGGGUUCUUUUUUUUUUAUUAUUUUUUGUAGAGAUGGGGGUCUUGCUAUGUUGUGUAGGCUGGUCUCGAACUCGUGGGCUUAAGUGAUCCUUUUGCCUUGUCCUCCCAAAGCACUGAUAUUACAGUCGUGAUCUUAAACAUGGGGCCAGUCUGCUCACGUGCAGCAGCACCCUUGAGGACCCCUGACUGCCAACUGGAAAUGUGUGGGCACCAGCAGGGCAUGUGAUCCCAGCCCAUAGCCUCCUCAGGCAUGGAGGGAGGGUAUGGCCUGGUUUCAUGCUGCCUUCAUUUCUGGUUAGAUGGCCUCCAGGGUAAGGUGAAUAGAACUCUAUAACAGGGUAACCUAGCCUCUCCAGGGCCAACAGGUCGAGGUGAGUCCCUCUGAGGAUCUCCUCCAUGAGCUGCCUCUGUGAGCAUGACCUCCUAUGCGCUGGCUGGCCUUCACCCUGUCACUCACUGGUCCAGCUCCAGGCUCCCCACCUGGAUGUGGGUUGGGAGACAGGACAGGCAUACAAGCAUAGAUACUGAUGGACAUGGCCAUUUACAAAACUGAGGGCAAUUUUGGCCACCGAGGCAAGUUUCUGGGUCAGCUGCACUGAGGAGGGUACUAACCUCUGCCCCUCGGGUCCACAGGUCUGGCCCCCUGCGGCUGACACCCCCCAGAUGUCCGUCUGCUUGCAUAGUGGGAUUGACUAACUCAUCAAUGUGGAGUUGAAUGCUUAGCCAAGUGCAGACCACGCUCCUGACUUGUGUCUGCCCUCUGUGAAGCUUUCUGCACACCUGGCUCCUUGCCUGGUCCUGCUGAAGCUCAGUCCCUCUGCAGGUCACGAUCCCUUCUCUGUCCCCCAACUUUUGCACCUGGAAUUUCCUGAACAACUUGGUAGACAGUCUCCCCACCCUGUCCUCCCAGUUGAGGAACUGCCCUCCCUCCUAGCUCUGAGGGUCCCUAAGAGGGGAGGAGCCGCCAUGUCCUGGAGGCAGUGCACAGAGAUGGGGCGCUCUCCCCCAACACAGGUUCUUCUGGGCUGGGUCCUGAGGCUGGUGGUGCAUGGGGGUCACGGCUGUCCCCUUCCCCCAGGUCUGGGAGCUCUGCCCCUCUGCCUCAGCUGCUGCCCACUUUUUUGCCUUCCCAUGAAGCCCAGCCGGCCACACCUGGGGAUGAGUGUUUACAGGUAGCAGCCUAAGGACGCGAAGUGGAAACCUGGCAACCUGGGGCCUCCCUGCGUCUGGCAGCCUGGCAACUGCCAUGUGGCGUCCUGUGCUGGCUUGUGGGGCGCUGCAGUCCAGGGAGAGUGUGGCUCUUCUCUCCCCUGGGGCUGGUUUCCAGGAGGUUAGGCCAGCCCUGCAGGUGACACUGGUGCUUCGGCUCCUGCCGAGCAGUCCUCUCCUGCAAGUAACAGAACCAGGGAGGGAGGUGGGCUGCGGCCUCCCCUGCCCACUACUGUCAUCUCCUGUAGCUCCCAGUAUGCUGGACUCAGCAGCAGCAGAGCAAGUGACCCGACUGACGCUGAAGCUCUUGAGACAGAAGCUGGAGCAAGAACGGGAGAACCUGGAAGGGGGGCCUGAGGGCCUCCACCUCGAGCCAGGAAACGAGGACCGGCCAGAUGACGCCCUGCAGACUGCUCUGAAGAGAAGGAGUGAGCUUCUGCAGAGACUCCAGGAACAGCACCUCCUGAACGAGCUAUCUCGGGUGCAGGCCUGGAGUGCGGCAAGCAGAGGAGCCCUGGGGUCAGCCCUGCCCCCAGAACUGACCCCCGCAGGUGUCCCACCUGCUGCCUCCCCACCUCCACUGACCCCAGACCUGCCAAGGAUCGUCCUGCCUACGGUCCCCCAGCCACCUGCCACCAUCAUUCAGCAGCUACCUCAGCAGCCGCUCAUAGCACAGAUUCCUCCUCCCCAGGCCUUCCCUACUCAAAGGUCAGGAAGUAUUAAGGAAGACAUGGUGGAGCUGCUGCUGCUGCAGAAUGCACAGGUGCACCAGCUGGUCCUGCAGAACUGGAUGCUCAAGGCCCUGCCUCCAGCCCUGCAGGACCCGCCACAUGUGGCCCCGGGGGUCCCACGAGCUGCCAGGCGGAAGCUGCCUGCCGUGCACCACCACCACCACCACCACCACCAUACCGCGUGGCCGCCGGGGGCUGCCACUGUCCUCCAGACCACGCCCAGCCCGUGGAUGCCCGGCCCACCCUAAGCGUGAGUCACAGGAACCCUGGCCAGGCACCUUCCACCCCUAGGCUUCCUCGGGGCUGUGGGCUGUGCCAGGACCAUGGAAAGGGGCAGGGUCCUUCCCUGCCCGGCGGCAGGUGAGGGGAGUGGUGGUGGUGGUGCACGGCAGGCAGCUUCGGCCUGGCGGCUCGGCUCAUGGCAUCCCUUGCUCUGGGACCCCUGCGGUGAGGGGCUUGUGAACCUGCCCAGGGCAGCAGCCCCUCCCGGGGAUCCCUCCUUUCCUGUAGGGCAUCACCGGCCCACCUGGAGCCUCAGGUCCCCCUCUUCCAUCACAGAGGUAAAGUCCAGGCUGUGGACGCCACCAGAUGAGGAUCCUGAAAUAAAGAUUCCAUCCAGAAAGAGUUUAAGAAAGCUUCAGCUCAGGAACCAGAAUAGAAAAGAUCAACCAAUACCUUUAGCCACAUGGAAGUCUGAACAUCCUGAUGGGAAAAAUACCACAAAGUCAAACUUAAUAACUGGGGCCUGUUUGCCGCAGGUGUGGAACAGACACCACCAAAGAAGUGGGGGUGCGUGGCUCACGCCUGUAAUCCCAGCACUUUAGGAGGCUGAGGCAGGAGGAUCACUUGAGCUCAGGAAUUUGAGACCAGGCUGGGUCACAUAGUAAGACCCUGUCUCUACAAAAAAUAAAUUUAAAAAACUAACCAGGUGUGGUGAAAUGCGCCUGUGAUCUCAGCAGCUCUGGAGGCUGAGGCAGGAGGAUUGCUUGA